AUGAAAAACUCUUUUCCAAGGUAAACAAAACCGUUAAAUUUUGAAUAUUUGUGAACAAAAUCGACGGCACGGCAGUGAAAUGGAAGAGAAAAAUACUAAAGAAAGUAUUUUCAAAGCAGUAGAAGAUUUAAAAAAAUAUCUAGCAAAUUACCCCUUUCACCCAAAAGAGUUAAUACUGGACGAUAUAGCGGCUUUCAUUUUCAAGAUAGUAGACAAAACCAAAGAUUAUUGCGAUGCUACUUCCCUACCAAAGCAAGAAUAUUAUAAUUUGGCAGUGGUUGUAAUGCAUUACUUUGUCACAUAUGAUUUCUUUAAAUCGGUCUCUAUAGAACACAAAAAUGAAAAAGACGUUCUAAUGGAGGUGAAUGGUUGCAUAUCUAAGGAACUUAUUAGUAUAUCACAAAAUGCACGUACAUUGAAAAGCAACGGUAAUGUUGGUAGCUUUAUAAAUCUGAUGGACACAUGCUUAGACAAAGCAGAAGACAUUGAUAUUUCGAAAGGUGUCCCCAAUGCCUUAGAUAGUUUAAAUGCAUCAAGUGGAACUAUUGAGGAGAUCCUUUCAUUUGCACUAUCAAUAGGUCAAGUGGGAUACAAUGACGAUAACAAAAUAAUAACUGCAGCAUGCCGAACAGUAUUGAACAGUGUUGAUCAACUCAAAGUGGAAAUUAACAAACAAGAACAUAAUUUGGAUAUGUUCAACUUAAUGACUGAAAUGUAUACCAGUGCAUUAUGCUCACUAGAAGCAAAAGUGAACGUGGCUGUUUUGAAUUUGUGUUUAAGGAUAUUCUCAAACUAUCAAGACCUUGUAGAAGAUCUUUAUAGUGCAUGUGUGAACUAUAACUCAAAUUCUUCAAAAAGAUUAGAUGAUUUGAUAACUGAUUUUGAUCUCCACAUGGAUCGAAUAUUUCAAAUUGCCCUAUUUUCAUUAGCAUGUUCCAGUAUUAAUAAACGAACGCUAGAUUUACAGAUUUUAGUCUUACAUUUACUGUUCUUGGAGAAAGAAUUAGUUCCAUCUUUUGUUUCUAUGACUACAAACCAUGCUCCUCAUAGGAGGAAAUAUGCCAAUAUUUUUAAAAAGUACUGGAUCGUUCAAAUGAAGAAGCUUCGACGUAUUGUACAUAAUAUCAUAGAACCUGAAGCUUACUGCAAGAUCAUUUAUGAAGCAUUAACAUUGAAUGCUGAGAAAAUGUGGGAGCAUAUAUCUGCAGGAAUUCUUCUUGACAAAGCUAUGAUAGAUCCCUUUCUGUUGUAUACCAAAGAAUUAGGCACAAUGAUAAAAACUUCCUUACAUUUGUUAAACGAAUUAAAAGAUGAUGCUUUAAUUAAAUUGGGAGUAAUUCAUAAGGUUUUACACGAAUUAGUGAUGGCAAAAAAUUGUUUUUUGGACAAAACAUCAAGUUUUACAACUGAAGAAGUUAAUUUCAAGUUGUUUAAGCGUUGCAAAGUUUUGUUGGGAGCGGUAAAAGACUUAUGGGUUUGUCUGAAGGGAGAUUUCAAAGACAUAUUGAAUGACACUUCCAGCGAAGUUGAUUCAAACAGUACCAUUGAUAGUCAACAUCAGACUUAUAUAACAGACAAUGUGGUACCAGAAAUGAAGAACAACAAAGAGCACAUAAAUAGCAGAGUUACUUUUGCUGUAACUCCAGUUUCUAUUACCUUUUCUAAAGAAAGAUAUAGCAGGGACUACUCGUUUAGGAACAAAACUCUGCUCCACAAAAGUUAUUCUAAAUGUUCGAUUGACAAUAUGUUGCACGAAUUAAGAAAAAGUUUCAUGAUGCCAAGUGAAUAGAUGUGGAAAAUAAUAACUCACCAUUUUUAUAUAAAUAUGUUUAUCUAAUGUUAUGUACUUAAUUCGCUAUUGUUUUCUUUGGUAUGUAAAAACACCCUGGAACCAUCAGGUUUUAUUAAUUGCGUAUUAUGAUAGUUGUGAUUUUUACAUUGUAAUUAAACAUCCGGUAU
Photinus pyralis (common eastern firefly) is the source of this 1959-nucleotide messenger RNA. RefSeq lists its product as uncharacterized. The transcript is spliced from 10 exons. Gene Ontology annotation, molecular function: beta-catenin binding; actin filament binding. Gene Ontology annotation, cellular component: membrane; cytoplasm; adherens junction. Lineage: Eukaryota; Metazoa; Arthropoda; Insecta; Coleoptera; Lampyridae. The record is from RefSeq and is a predicted model, not a curated record. Bases 80 to 1789 code for a protein of 569 amino acids. Gene Ontology annotation, biological process: cell-cell adhesion; cellularization; cell migration.